GCGGCGCACGUGCGCGGAGCAGACUUCACUCGGUGGAGUUCGCAAAAUUCAAAUCCAGUUCGAAUCGAUCGCGAGACGCUGCGCUGCUUCACCGCCGGAGCUGCUCGCGCUCGACCCGCACCGCACGAGGCGCCCGUUAAGACUCACGGACUCGACCGGAGACGUUCCUAGGCGGUCAGAUUUUAAAAGGAAGAAAAUAAAGAAUAAAGCUAAAAGAGGACAAAAACACGGAGCGCGUGACCACCUCCGCCGCCUCUUUUCCCUGCUCGGGCGCAGUUUUGGCCGCGAUGGACCGGCGGCUCCCGUUAAUCAGGAGCGAAGGGGAAAGUGCACGAGCUCACCGGAAACGAGCGAGAAUGCAACUGCUCAACUAGACAAGGCGGUGAGAGGAACACAGAGGCGAGGAGUUGGAGUUGAUCUGGGGAGCUGGAGUGAGAGAAUCAUCACUGGGAUGAUGGAAAUAAGGUGGAGGUCUGCAUGGCUCUUGCAGCUCAUCCUCCUGGUCGUCUUGGUGACGCUGUCAUGCCGACCAGUGUGUGGUGGUACCCGUACUCACACAGGUCAGUACCAGGUAAAGCAGGGUACCUGUGAGGUCGUGGCGCUCCACCGCUGCUGCAAUAAGAACCGGAUCGAGGAGCGCUCGCAGACCGUCAAGUGUUCCUGUUUUCCUGGACAGGUUGCUGGAACGACUCGUGCUCAGCCGUCCUGCGUGGAAGUGCACCUACGAAGACUCAAGGACUUCAGGACUAGUACAUUGCAGAUUUGCAACUUGUCAUCAGCAUUAAAGAGCGCGACUACACGGGGACCGCAUGUGCUGCUCGAAGCGUCCAUCGUCCUGCAGAAAUGGUGGUGUCAGAUGCACCCGUGUCUGGACGGGGAGGAUUGUAAGGUUCUACCAGACCUAACAGGAUGGUCCUGCAGCACGGGCAACAAAGUCAAAACCACCAAGGUCACGCGAUAGCGAGAACACGGCUGCCCCCUUCAGCUCCAGGAGAUCUCGGAAUCUUUAACAUGGAUUUCUAUUCUGGGAAAAGUAGCCCGAUUACACCGGAUAUCACCCAGGCUGGGAAUUUAGCAAACGACAGACAGACAGACAGACGGAUGGAUGGAUGGAUAUACCAUGUUAUAAACUCAAAGUGAUGAAAAGACAUGAUGAAGGACUAUUCUAUCUAUUUAUACAAAAAAACGAAAACCAAAAAAACCAAAAAUGUAAAUCGAUAUAAUUAUCCAGUGGUGAAGGAUGUGGGCGGAGACUUCUCUAAGCUAAACGCUUGAACUAUUAGAGGAACAUGGCAGAUUUGCGGGGGACUGUACGGAAGAUAGAUUCAACCUUGGUGAACGUGUGUGUGUGUGUGUGUGUGUGUAUGUGUAAAUGCAUACAGUCGUGUGUUUGAGCAUGUAUACAUGUGCAAACACGCACUUGUGUGCAUACAUACAGUGUGUGUGUGUGUGUGUGUGUGUGUGUGUGUGUGUGUGUUUGUCUGUGAGCCAAGAAAAUCUCCAAGGUCCCGAGCAGCGAGCUCACAUCCAUGCGAGAGCACGACGAACACAUCGAUCACACCCCAGUCUUUACAGACUCUUAAUUAGAGUUGCUAAAUAGGGUCAGAAGAAUGUAUGAUAUUAGCACAUAUUAGAAAUCAGUUUGGAGAAUACUUUUGUUUUUUUGUCUAUAUAGUUCUUUAUCUUCAUGUCACACGAGGUCUCGAGGGAAGCGUGAUGUAAAUACAUGAUAAAAACACGCUGUCGGUUCGACGCCGAUCAUAUUCAAAGACUUGUGUGAUGGAGAAAAGAUUCUUACUGGAAUUUAUCCUGUCUCCUUUUUUCUUUGGGACAUUUUAACACACUCGCAGAUGACGAUUAUCUACAAAAUGUAUGAACUACAGUACACUUGCAUCCUUAAAACUCAUCCAUCUUUGUUUGGAGAUUUGAUUUACAGAGAGGAACAUUGUGCUUUUCGACCGAACGGCGUAGCACGACCCGGCUUAAAUCCAAACGGUCUGUUAUCCGUUACUGAACGAUGCUCGUAAAUAAACAAGGGUCUUUUAAGAAGGGAUAUGGUGUGGUGACUAGUGAAGAAGAAAAAUAAUACCAGACAUAUAUAAUUAUUGGCUUAUCUUAUGUUAACAUGUGCCUCCAUAACAGGCUAAAGCGUUGAGCAUGAGACACAGUGAACACGCCCAAACGCGCUCAAGAGAGCCAAUACUUUUUCCCGUGUCAAGUUUAAGAGUGAAUGAGAGAAAUAUCAGAUUCUGGACGACUCGAAGUUGGGGAUUUUAUUUAGAUCAGUGAUGUAAUGUUAUAUAUAUAUAUAUA
Molecule: messenger RNA, 2313 nt
Organism: Tachysurus fulvidraco (yellow catfish)
Lineage: Eukaryota; Metazoa; Chordata; Actinopteri; Siluriformes; Bagridae
Gene: tafa4b
Product: TAFA chemokine like family member 4b
Exons: 8
Coding region: 452-961 (169 amino acids)
Molecular function (GO): receptor ligand activity
Source: RefSeq, a predicted model, not a curated record